Messenger RNA from Rhodotorula toruloides NP11, 1527 nucleotides. Its product is annotated as sphingosine-1-phosphate phosphatase 1. The transcript has 9 exons. The coding region runs from base 1 to 1527 and encodes 508 amino acids. Gene Ontology annotation, molecular function: sphingosine-1-phosphate phosphatase activity. Lineage: Eukaryota; Fungi; Basidiomycota; Microbotryomycetes; Sporidiobolales; Sporidiobolaceae. Gene Ontology annotation, cellular component: endoplasmic reticulum membrane. The record is from RefSeq and is a predicted model, not a curated record.
AUGCCUCGACGAGCGCCCACAACACCGUCGCGCUCGUCGACGGGGUCCAGCACCCCCUCAGAGGACUCUGCGGAUGGAACGCUGCGAAAGGACGUCGGAGAUGCGGUUGUUGGCGAGGAGGAGCAGUUGGCCGUUGGAUGUCGGGAAGAGGAGUAUUACAGGAGCAUGAUGCCCGGCUGGCGGUUCUGGAUCCGACAGAAGCUCAUGCAGAGGCUGAGUAAGGAGAUGGACACGCUGCAGGGCAUCCAGACUCGCUGGCGGACGCCCUUCCGAGACGAGUACUUUGUCAAAACGAGUCUGCUGGGAACGCACACCUUCUUCAUGAUCUUCCUGCCGCUCUGGUACUGGUUCGGCGACGCUCACAUUGGUAGGGGGCUUCUGCACGUCCUCGCUAUCGGCGCCUACGUCACGUCAGUCGCGAAAGACGCCUUCUCCGUCCCGCGCCCAUACUCCCCUCCAGUCGUCCGUCUCUCCGUCGGUUCGCACGCUCUCGAAUACGGCUUCCCCUCUACACACUCGUCAAACGCGUGCUCGAUGGCGCUCUUCUUCGCGGGUCUGGUGCUGGAUAGGUGGGAAGGGCACUGGGCGAUCUCGGCUGGAGCGGUCGGAUUCGCCGCUUUCUUCGCUUGGAGCGUCACGUUUGGAAGGCUCUACACCGGCAUGCACUCGAUGACAGACGUCGCAGUCGGCUCACUCAUUGGCAUCCUCAUCUUCACACUCCACCGCGCCAUCCUACCCGUCGUCGACCCUCUUAUCUUCGGCACGACCUGGAAGGCGACGCUCGCCUCUAUUCCGAUCUUGCUUGCGCUCGUUACCUUCCAUCCCGAGCCGGCCGAAGAAUGCCCCUGCUUCGAAGACGCCGUCGCUUUCCUCUCGGUCGUUCAAGGUGUCACCAUGCGCGAUGCCUACUGGCCCGAAGGAUUCGCGAGCACGACGUACGGCCACGAGUGGCGGAGCGGAAGCGAAGUCGGGGUGUGGGCUGCGUCUGUUCUGCUCAAGCUGGUCGUUGGCAUCUCGACUAUCCUUGUUUGGCGCAUCGUCGCGAAGCAGGUCUGCCAUCUCGUCCUACCGCCGCUCUUCCGCUUCUUCGCGCCGCUCAUUCGGCUGCCGCGGCGUGGGUACAAGCCGGCGACCGAGUAUGAGGCUUACCCUCCGACGACCUCGCUCGACCCGGUCCCUUCGAUUCUCGAUCUCCCCUCCCUCGUGGACGAAGCCGAAGUCUCGCCCAGCCUCUCGCGCGGCGCGACCUCUUCGCUCUCCUCAUCCCUCUCAAACGGCAAAGACCUGCGCAACCGCUCGUCCUUCGCUCCUCCCCCUCCCGGCUCACUCGAGGCUCCUCCGCUCCACAAAUCAGGCGGAACAGCCGCCUCUCCUCACCGCUCGUCGCUCUCGAAUGGCGCAGCAGAAGAGUCGGGACACCUCGACGCGGACGUCUUGACCAAGGUCGUGGUGUACAGCGGGAUCGGGUGGCUCGCCAGCGCAGGUAUCCCGGGGGCGUUUGAGCUGUACGGCUGGUCAGUGCGGUGA